Molecule: messenger RNA, 471 nt
Organism: Plasmodium knowlesi strain H
Lineage: Eukaryota; Apicomplexa; Aconoidasida; Haemosporida; Plasmodiidae
Product: RNA-binding protein s1, putative
Exons: 1
Coding region: 1-471 (156 amino acids)
Biological process (GO): mRNA splicing, via spliceosome
Cellular component (GO): cytoplasm; ASAP complex; nucleoplasm
Molecular function (GO): RNA binding
Source: RefSeq, a predicted model, not a curated record
AUGACUGAUAACUGCCUGUACGUUCAUAACUUAACAAAAAAUGUAAGCGAAGAUCACCUGAAGGAAAUUUUUAUGAACUUUGGGAACCUAAAGGAUAUCCACAUUUCGGUCGAUGAGGAAAAUGUAAGUGGGACGAAUGGCGAGGAAAAGUUCAUAUGCGCGAAAAUAAAAUUUGAAAACGAAAAGGAUGCGAAGGCUGCAAAGGAACAUAUGAAUGGUGGACAGAUUGAUGGGAAAACUGUUUCGAUAAAAUAUGAACAUGAGGGGAAGAGUAAGGGAAAGCAUAAACAUACAAAUAAAAAGGACAGCAUUAAGAGGGAGCAUAAGGAGAGGGAUAGCGGUGAGAAAACAAAACGCCUGAAAGAUGAUCGCAGAUCCAGCUCGUCCGCUUCGCGCGUAUCGGAGUAUUCCAGUAGGAGAUCCUCCAGUACACAGGUGCGACGGAAGAAAAAGAGUACCCGAAGAAGGUGA